UCAGUCUUAAGAUUGAGAUCCUUGAACCUGCAGAGCCCAAGGAACAACAAAGAGCAUCACACUUCUGAGAUCGGUUCUGAGAGACUGUUUGUUCGAAGGGCUCAGGCUUUCGUCAUCACCCUGAACUUCGACAGGCCCUUCCAUGCAGGCACAGACAAGAUCAUCUUCACUGCUGAGACAGGUCCACAGCCCACAGAGUCACUGGGAACCAAAGUGAGUUUUGUCCCAACCAAGGCCAGAGAUGGGAACCACUGGAGUGUUUUUGAUUUCAGUACAUACGAGAACUCACUCCAGGUAUCCCUGUCUUCUCCAGCUAAUGCCAUCAUUGGUCGCUAUCUUUUGAAGGUAGAGAUCUCUCACUCAUCAGGCCAAGCUGAAUCUUAUCAGCUUGGGGAGUUCAUCCUGCUUUUUAACCCUUGGAAUUCAGAGGAUGAAGUCUAUCUGCCUAGUGAAGCACAGUUGCAGGAGUAUGUUAUGAUGGACUAUGGAUUCAUUUUUAAAGGGCACGAAAACUGGAUUACUCCAUGGCCUUGGAACUAUGGACAGUUUGAAGAUGACAUUAUAGACAUCUGCUUCGAGAUACUAGACAGAAACCUGAACUUCUUAAACAAUCCCUCUGAGGACUAUUCCCAGAGAAACAGCGUCAUGUACAUCUGUAGGGUGGUGAGUGCCAUGAUCAACAGCAAUGAUGACAAUGGGGUGUUACAGGGGAAUUGGAGUGAAGAUCACUCCACAGGCGUCAACCCUUUGGAAUGGAAUGGGAGUGUCGUCAUCCUGAGACAGUGGCAUGCCACCGGAGGUCAGCCUGUGAGAUAUGGGCAGUGCUGGGUCUUUGCGGCUGUGAUGUGCACAGUGAUGCGAUGCUUGGGAGUUCCAACUCGAGUAGUUACCAAUUUCCGAUCCGCACAUAAUACAGACGGCAACCUGACCAUUGACAUGUUCUAUGAUGAACGUGCAGAGAUGAUGCCAUGCGAGAGAAGAGAUAAAAUAUGGAAUUUCCAUGUCUGGAAUGAAUGCUGGAUGACCAGAAGAGAUCUGCCAGCAGGAUAUGAUGGAUGGCAGGUCCUGGAUCCAACCCCCCAGGAAACCAGCAGAGGGGUGUUCUGCUGUGGGCCAGCCUCUGUCAGAGCUAUCAAAGAAGGGGACGUGCAACUAGCCUAUGAUACACCUUUCGUGUUUGCUGAGGUGAAUGCGGAUGAAGUGAUCUGGCUCCAGGAGUCUGGCCAAGUGAAAGAGAUCCUUUCCCACAACACCAGUGCCAUCGGGAAAAAGAUAAGCACCAAGAUGGUGGGCUCUGACAAACGCCAGGAUGUCACCAGCUCCUACAAGUACCCAGAAGGAUCUGCAGAAGAACGUUCUGUGUUCAUGAAGGCUUCCCAAAUAUUGCUGGGCCCAACUGGGUCUUCUUACCCCUACAUGGAACGGAUGCGAACAGCCUGGUUCCAAGAAAGACCAGUCAAGCUGCAUCUCAAGCUGGCCAGAACCCCUGAGUGGGGCCAGGACUUAGCAUUUUUCCUGAAGGCCAGGAGGCUUCAGGGCUCGGAGAUGGGAAUUGAGCAGCUCCUGCUGCAUGUGUGGCUUAGUGGCCAAGCCCUGCUCCAUGGGGGCAAUGCCCAGGCUCCGCUCUGGAAGGACGAGUUGAACUUUGGCCUGGUCCAAGGGGAAGAGAAAGAGAUGCCGAUAACCCUGCCUUUCACCCACUACAAAGACCAGAUAAGUGAUGAAAAGCUGAUCCGCCUGUCAGGAAUUGUGGAAAUCGAGCAGACAAAGAGGAAGCUGCUCGUGAUCAAAGACGUCUCCUUGGAGCUGCCCCACUUGACCAUCGAGGUUUUUGGGCAGGCAGUAGUGAACAAGAAACUAAGUGUCUCCAUCAGCUUCACCAAUACUCAGCAUGAACCACUUCAGAACUGUGUAUUGGUGCUGGAAGGGAGUGGCUUGAUUGAAGGACAGAUGACAAUUAAUCUGGGCACCAUACAAUCUGGAAACACCAUCCAAGCCGAGGUAGAUCUACUCCCCACCAAAGAGGGAUCCAGGCAACUUCAAGCACUGGUCAGCUGCAAGGAGGUCAAGGAGAUCAAAGGCUACAAGGACAUCUUUGUAGCCUCAGCCAGCUCAUCCUGA
Messenger RNA from Trichosurus vulpecula (common brushtail), 2121 nucleotides. RefSeq names its product transglutaminase 7 (gene TGM7). The record is from RefSeq and is a predicted model, not a curated record. Gene Ontology annotation, molecular function: protein-glutamine gamma-glutamyltransferase activity. The transcript has 12 exons. Gene Ontology annotation, biological process: peptide cross-linking. NCBI's taxonomy places the organism in Eukaryota, Metazoa, Chordata, Mammalia, Diprotodontia, Phalangeridae. The annotation marks the transcript as partial.